Molecule: messenger RNA, 1198 nt
Organism: Varanus komodoensis (Komodo dragon)
Lineage: Eukaryota; Metazoa; Chordata; Lepidosauria; Squamata; Varanidae
Exons: 6
Coding region: 82-966 (294 amino acids)
Source: RefSeq, a predicted model, not a curated record
AUCCCGGAAUACAGUCGCCUCAUCCAUUUCCACCACGAUUCCUUGGAAGGUUGGCUCUUGGCUCAUUUUGCUUCCGAGAUCAUGGCAAGUGCGGCACUGAGAUGGAAAAGGGCAGGUGCUAUACAGCUCGGACUCCUCCUACUGAUCUUCUUGACCUCAGGGAAUUCUGCCCUGGAAUGUUAUACCAUCACCAAAACCGAUAUAGGAAAUGCCACCAUAACAAGCUAUCCAGGCAGUUCACAGAUGCUCUGCUCAGGUGCUGAGAAUGCUUGUGUGGAGGUGCAACUGAAAUUCAUUGUUGACAAAAACAUUAUUUUUAUGAACCAUAGGGGUUGUGCCAAGUGGGACUCUAAAACUGUAUCAGAAUCUGCCACCUCGGGUAACCAGCACUACCGCAUCGAGUCCAAUGUAACCUAUUGUCUCCAUGACCUUUGCAAUGUGGAAACAAGCCCUGCAAACAUCUCCAUAACCCCUGGAGGGGAACAAGUGCCUGAAACAACCAGGAUCAAUCAACACCACUGCUUUUCUGGCCUCACGUUUGAUCGCAGCGAGCCCUCUCUGGGCCCAGUCAGGUGCCACGAGGGUUACGACAAGUGCUACCAGAGCAGGGCUGCCAUCAUAGUAGGAACCCCACAAAGUUUCACUUCCUCCUUGGUGUUCAUCAGGACUUGCCAAAACGCAACCAAUGCUGUGCCUCAGAGACAGUCCUUUGCUCGCGUGACCAUUGCCGUCGAGGAGGACUCCUACUGCAGUGGGAGCCUUUGCAACGGGAAGUGGGGGCCCCCUCAUUUAGCACCAGGAGCAUACGGACCCAUCCGCCACUGGCAUACCAAGCCCAUCAGUCCCCCUCAGGAUGCUGGUCUCCCUGACCAUAGGCAAUUACAAGCCGCAGCUCCCGAAUGUUCUACCAUCCAUCCUUGCCUCCUCCUGGUCACCCUCAGAACAAUCAUGCUUGGGAUAUGGUGAGGAGAAACGUGUCAGGAAGUGGGGCAAUUCGACUCCUCAGCUGAGUCGAACCGUUGGAAGGGCUGACCUCCUGGGGGACAUUGCUCUGAAGCUGACAUAUAAAUCCUCCAAGGAAAGAAACUGCAAUACCUAACAGUAUGGCUAUCUUUAACUUCAUAUGCAUUUAUUACCCUAUGUAACUCAGUAGUAAAUGUGAAACAUCCUAAAAAUUAUAACUAGCAUUGUCAAUAUA